Messenger RNA from Ylistrum balloti, 1292 nucleotides. Its product is annotated as beta-1,3-galactosyltransferase 5-like. Gene Ontology annotation, cellular component: membrane. The transcript has a single exon. Bases 1 to 1236 code for a protein of 411 amino acids. The record is from RefSeq and is a predicted model, not a curated record. Gene Ontology annotation, molecular function: hexosyltransferase activity. NCBI's taxonomy places the organism in Eukaryota, Metazoa, Mollusca, Bivalvia, Pectinida, Pectinidae.
AUGGGUUGGCAAAAACGAAAUAUACUUAAAGUAUGUGAAAACGUUUUCGCUACUUUCGUUGUCUUAGCAUGUCUCUUUACGUUGAUGACGUCAUUGUCGUCUUCAAAGCUUUACAAAAAAGUAAGAUCAUCAUCCGGACGUAAACACGGUGUGUUAAAGGAAGCGAAAGAAAGUUUCCGAAUGGCCAUGGGAACGAAUUUAGAUGAUCAUGACGUGAAGAUAGGAUAUACGACGCCGAAACGUCCGGAACAGAAAGUUGAUCGCCCUGAUCCAUAUGUUGAUCCGUUUCAUCAGUGGUUCAGGGAGCGAAAUGUUGUUAAGUACAGCGCUAAAGGUAAACAUCCGGUGUUACCGGAAACGGAAGUAAUCAAUAACAAAGGCGUGUGUAAGAGUGACCCGGUUGAUAUAUUGAUAUAUUUUCAAAGUCGAUGGGACCAUUUUAAGCGUCGUUCUGUCUUAAGAGAGACAUGGGCGAGUUCAAAGACAUUCAAGGAUAUACAGAUUAAAACUAUAUUUGUGUUGGGAAAGUCUCCCGUCAAAGAAGACCAGGUGAAAAUAAACAAUGAGAACCUUCUCUAUCACGACAUAAUCCAAGGGGAUUUCGUAGAUAGUAUCGCUAAUCUCACAAUGAAAAGUAUCCUCGCCAUGAAAUGGAUAAAUGAGAAUUGUAUACAGGCUAAGUUCAUUCUCAAGGCAGAUGAUGACAUGUUUGUCAAUAUAUUUGCUUUAAUUGAAUAUCUAAUCUCGCAAAUUUACGAGAAGAAUAAAGUUGUAAUGUGUCACGCCAAGGAAAACGACACUAGUCCCAUCGAAAGGAACAAGAAUAGUAAAUGGUAUGUACCACCCAAUGUGUUUCCUGGCAGGAAACGCUUUCCGCGUUUCUGUAGUGGUUAUACAUCAAUCUUCACUGCUGAUCUGGUCCCAGAAUUAUACAAAGCAUCAUUUUCAAAUCCAUAUUUUUCUGUGGACGAUGCAUACCUUUUCGGUCUGUUGAUGGAAAAAAUUAAGGAUGUGAUGUUUUUUGAUAUUCAAGACAAUAUGACACUAAACCAGAAGUCAGCCUUAGAAGAAUACACAGGUGGCGGUGCCAUAGAACAUGUGGCGAGCAACGCCUGGGAGGACGGGGCUCUUGAAAAGUUUUGGCAAGCAACUCUCUCAAAACUGACGAAAUGGUCCAAGACCCAUGCAAACGUAGCUAUUGUUCAGCAAAACAGAAAUGACGUCAUGGGACGUUAAGUUAUAUUUAAAGGUCAAUUAUUAUAAUAUCUCAUAGCAUACAGCAAAACAAAACG